Molecule: messenger RNA, 978 nt
Organism: Aspergillus alliaceus
Lineage: Eukaryota; Fungi; Ascomycota; Eurotiomycetes; Eurotiales; Aspergillaceae
Product: glycoside hydrolase family 18 protein
Exons: 7
Coding region: 1-978 (325 amino acids)
Biological process (GO): chitin catabolic process; carbohydrate metabolic process
Cellular component (GO): extracellular region
Molecular function (GO): chitin binding; chitinase activity
Source: RefSeq, a predicted model, not a curated record
AUGCGAGCUGGGUCCUCCCAGUGGACCUGGCCUGUUAGCAAUCUACGUGCAGAUAGAUUGACUCUGGUCCUCUACGCCUUUGCUAGAGUUAGCCCGAAUGGAGAAGUGGAAGCACCUGACCCAGAUUUUGAUAAACCUGCCAGAGAACUGUCUGAGCUCAAGGAAAGGUACCCUCAGCUCAAGGUUGUCAUCUCCAUCGGGGGCGAUGCGUAUUCAGUGAACUUCCCGGCCGUCGCGGGAGACACGGACAAGCGACAGACCUUUGCGCAAACCGCGAUAAACCUGGCACAAAAAUACAAAUUCGAUGGAAUCGAUGUUGACUGGGAAUUCCCCAUGAACGUACAGGACGGUAAGAACUUUACUUUGCUCCUGAAGGAGUGCCGCAAGAAGCUUGGCCAAAAGGGUAUCAUAACCGUCGCUACUACUCCCAAUGCACAGUGGUAUGAGUAUUUAGACUUCUCCGGCAUGCAUGACGUGGUGGAUUUCUACAACUUAAUGGCGUACAAUUUCGCGGGCAGUUGGAAUAAAACUGCUGGCCAUUGCUCCAACCUACACAAUGAUCCCGGGAGCGGCGCGACAUUCGUCAGCGUGGACAGAGUUGUGCAGAAUUAUAAAGGUAAGGGAGUGGAUGUCACUAAAGUUUUACUUGGAAUCCCUUUGUACGGAGUGAUUUUCGAUGGGACCGAUGGUCCUGGUAAACCAUACACGAGCAUCCCUGGUGAAAAUCCAUCUUAUAAGGACCUCCCAAAGAGCGGUGCCAAAGAGGAGUACUCUGAUAGAGCAGGUGCAUCGUGGAGCUACGAUGCAAGCAAAAAGGAGAUGGUCUCAUAUGACAGCUUGGAGGAGAUUAUAGAGAAAGGCAAAUAUGUCAAGACACAUGGUCUCGGUGGCGGCUUUUUCUGGGAUGCCGCUAAGGACAAGCAGGGCAAGGGUAAUGCAGUUGUUAUAUUCGCAGAUGCGUUGCAACGAGAAUUUUAA